AUGGCCGGCUACAACAAUCGACCAUUGAGUUUCUCGGAAAGGAGGGGGAGCAUGCUCAGCGACGAUAUGACUUUGAAUACCGGAGGGAUGCCCAGCAGUUCCAGGUUGGAGAAGAUGCCUGCGCGACCGGGUCAUAUGCGAGGUCCACCUACGCCCAGCAUGACCACGCCUGCCGCGGACUUCGAUCAGCAACUGACAGGCUCGCCGCCACCACCUCCCACUCCCGCAGCCUCUCCAGGCCCUUCCCAUCACCAGCUCGACUGGAGCGACGCCGCCGACGAUGAGGACUUCUUCCUGGCCAAAGUGCGCCAUCACUUUAAGAACUCUGGCGGCCCACACCGGACUCGCCUUCUGGCAGAUCUCCUGAACCUUUGCACAAGUCAGCAACUAAGCUUCGUACACCAGUUUGUGAGCCCGUUGCUUAAGAAGGACCCAUUUACGAGCCUUCCCGAUGAGCUUUGUCUGCGCAUUCUCUCAUUCAUCGAUGAUCCGAAAGUUUUGGCUCGUGCUUCUCAAGUGUCCAGGAGAUGGCGAGAUUUGCUGAGCGACGACAUGACCUGGAAGAACCUGUGCGUCAAACACGACUAUGGAAGACGCCUCUCUGAAGUUUCUGCCGCCAUGGGAAGUGCAACACGACCUGGUGCUCAACCUAUCUGGGGCGACAACGAAUACGCCAGCAGUAGCUUUCCUGGUGCUCUGCCCAUGACGGCACAUGCUUCCGGCUCGCGUAGUCUCGACGGAGCAUCAAAUACGCGGCCAAAAAUGAGGUCGUACAAAUCGCACUUCAAGCAACGGUACCUUGUAGAGGCAGCUUGGAGAUCUGGCGGUACCAGCACUACCAGGAACAUCACCCAAGAAGGAGGCGUGGUGACCAGCUUGCACCUCACGCCCAAAUACAUUAUUGUGGCUCUCGAUAACGCCAAGAUCCACGUUUUUGAUACAAAGGGCAACGCUCAGCGCACCUUACAAGGUCAUGUCAUGGGUGUCUGGGCGAUGGUACCUUGGGACGACAUUCUGGUCAGCGGCGGUUGUGAUCGCGACGUACGCGUUUGGGACUUGUCUACAGGUGCCUGCCUCCACACACUCCGUGGCCACACGUCAACUGUGCGGUGCCUUAAAAUGUCAGACGCAAACACGGCGAUAUCGGGCUCGCGCGAUACGACGCUUCGAGUAUGGGAUAUCCGGACCGGUUUGUGCAGAAACGUCCUCGUCGGCCACGGCGCCAGCGUCCGAUGCUUGGAGAUCAAGGGAGACAUUGUUGUGUCUGGCAGCUACGACACCAUGGCCAAGGUUUGGAGCAUAUCGGAGGGCAGAUGUAUCCAGACGCUUCAGGGUCAUUUUAGUCAGAUUUACGCCAUCGCGUUUGACGGGAAGAGGGUGGUGACAGGCAGUCUGGACACCAACGUCAGGAUUUGGGAUCCGAAAACCGCCGAAUGCCUGGCUAUUCUGCAAGGUCAUACGUCUCUGGUGGGGCAGUUGCAAAUGCGCGGCGACACCUUGGUGACUGGCGGUUCCGAUGGAUCGGUUCGGGUUUGGUCGUUGGAGAAGAUGUGCCCCAUUCACCGGCUUGCUGCGCACGAUAACAGCGUGACCAGCUUGCAGUUUGACGAUACCCGUGUUGUGAGUGGCGGAAGUGACGGCAGGGUCAAAAUUUGGGACCUCAAGACGGGCCAUUUGGUUCGUGAACUCAUCGCUCAGGGUGAGGCGGUUUGGCGAGUGGCCUUUGAAGACGAGAAAUGCGUCGCUUUGGCCUUGAGACAGAAUCGGACGGUCAUGGAGGUUUGGUCAUUCUCUCCUCCAGAAGAUGUCCUAUACGACCGCCCGCUCUCUCUUCAGCAACGUGUAUUGCAAGACACCCCACAUCGCCCUAUGAGUGCGAUGCAGCUCGACUUUCGACAGCAGCAGCCAACUGUUGCAGGUCCAAGUCGAGAAACGACAGGUAGUCAGGACGUCGACAUGAGGGACGCUGGACCAUCAACUGCCCCGCUGCAGGGUGGUAACAAAACGUUCUUCCACGAUGACUAA
Messenger RNA from Colletotrichum karsti, 2025 nucleotides. RefSeq lists its product as uncharacterized. Gene Ontology annotation, biological process: transcription initiation at RNA polymerase II promoter. The record is from RefSeq and is a predicted model, not a curated record. Gene Ontology annotation, cellular component: transcription factor TFIID complex. The coding region runs from base 1 to 2025 and encodes 674 amino acids. The transcript has 5 exons. Lineage: Eukaryota; Fungi; Ascomycota; Sordariomycetes; Glomerellales; Glomerellaceae. Gene Ontology annotation, molecular function: RNA polymerase II general transcription initiation factor activity; protein binding.